AGUACUCGUCAGUACUGUUCAGACCUCUUAUUUCAUUUGACGGAAUCGUGUCGAGUGGAUAUUCAUAAUAAAUUCACUGACGUGGGCUUAUAUGUCUUUAAAUUUACAUACAUAUAUUGUGCGGCAGAAACAAAAAAUUGGUGUUACAUAUUCUAAGUGCUUUAUCCAAAUAAGUUAAUGGCUUCUACAAAUCGCUAAGACCUAAACCAAUGUUGCUGUUUAAAUUACUGGCCGAUUAUUCGAUCACAAUUCAUUGAAAAUUACUGCAAUAUUACCAGUGAAAACCCCAAAUCCAAGUCCCGAAUCCAAAAUUACAUUACAUUAUUGCCACUUCGCGCGACGAAAUGGUCAAUAUUUAAAAGUGCUACUACAAAUACAAUAUGAUUCAAAUUGGUUCAAAUUGAUAGUGAACGUGAACGGUGAAAAUUUCUUCGUAUGUCAGCGUCAAACAUAAUAGAUCCAACAUUUAACGAACGACGAUGCUUUCGGGCGCUACCUGACGACGAGGCCAACAAUUUGGGUAAUGAAGAAGAUUUGGUUAUGAGUUUAUCUCAAAAGGAUAUUCUUAUACCAUCGACAGCCUCCCAGCAGCACCAGUUGGAACCUCUUGUCAAACAUAAUCCAAACGAGGCAUCGGCACAACACACGGUUUCUGCCGCAGCCGCUGCAGCGGUUGCACAUCAUCAUCACAGUCUAUCCAGCAUUCAGCAUCUCCAGAAUCUGCACAGCCAGCACCAGAGCACUCUUUUCAACAAUAGCCAUUCGACUCCGUUUAGCGUCACCGAUAUCCUAAGUCCAAUCGAGGAAUCUUAUCGCAAGCUGGAAAUUAACGGUAACCCUCCGUCGCCGUUUCGAUCAAAUUCUAGUGGCAGUAGUAUUAAUUCACCCGGAACAAUAAGUACUUCAACAAUGGCGAAUCCCUACGCUAUGGGCUCGUUAUAUCACAGUCCGGGAGUGCAAAGCUAUUGUGGUCCAACCGAUAACUUAUCACUUGCGGGUCACUACACAGACAUGAGAGGUUCAGCAUCUUGGUAUGGAUCCACAGCAAAUGAUCCCAGAUUUGCAAUAUCUCGUCUUAUGAGUACCUCAGCGAGUGGUUCGAUGGGUCACAUGGGCAACAUGAGUGGCUUGGCUGCAUGCAGUGUAAGUGAUGCGAAACCUCUACAAUUCCCGUUGGCGCAAAGACGAAAGCGAAGAGUUCUCUUCACACAAGCUCAGGUAUACGAGCUUGAGAGAAGAUUCAAGCAGCAACGAUAUUUAUCGGCCCCAGAACGUGAACAUUUAGCCAGCCUUAUACAUUUGACGCCCACACAAGUGAAAAUUUGGUUUCAAAACCAUCGAUACAAAUGCAAGCGGCAAGCAAAGGAAAAGGCUAUGGCUGAGCAGAAUCAGCACAAUCAGUCAGCAAGUUCGCCGAGACGUGUCGCGGUCCCAGUUUUGGUGAAGGAUGGCAAACCGUGCUCUGGAGCCAGCAGUGCAGCACAACCCCAAUCACACACAAACAGCUCGAAUAAUUCAGGCAACAACAGCAAUAACAGCAAUGGAAAUGCGAACGGCGGCAACGGAACAACGGCAACUAGCGCCAAUGUGCCGGGUGGCCUCAAUCUCAUUCCGGGAGAUGCACCUAACUCACACUCACCUGAUACAUCGUCGUCGCUGAUAGCCAGCUAUGGUGGGACAGUUGGAGGUACCAAUGCAUCGAUGUUACAGCAACCCUGCAAUAAUGCUCUUAUGUCCAAUAGUUUAGCUAUGGCAUAUAGAAACCAAAACAAUUUCAUUUCGAAUGGUCAUCAGCAACAAUGUGGAGGCUAUUUGCCAUUGCAAGGUCGAGCAUGGUAAAUGUAUCAUAUAUAUAGUAUAUAUAUAUAUAUAUAUGUAUGUAGUAUGUAGUAUAUCAUUUAUACAAACAUAUUUUUUCGGUUACGUUGAAGUGUACUCAAUUCAGUUAUGUGUGUGUAUAUCAGCCGAUAUAUAGAACAUACUUCUUAUGUAAGACAAUUUUAAAAAUAGAUGCAGCGAUACUUGAUUUCGAUUUCAUUAAAUGAAAUGAUUGCUUUAUAUAAUAGCAAUAAUAAAUAAGUUCUUAAAAAUAUAUAUACAGGCAGGUCUCACAAAACCUCAAAAAAAAAUAAAAAUAAAACAAAAACCGAAAAACAAAACGUAUAUAUAAUAAGUGUAUAUAUUUAUAGAUCAAUGUAUUAUACAAUAAACUGAAAA
Molecule: messenger RNA, 2217 nt
Organism: Drosophila nasuta
Lineage: Eukaryota; Metazoa; Arthropoda; Insecta; Diptera; Drosophilidae
Gene: scro
Product: scarecrow
Exons: 7
Coding region: 436-1839 (467 amino acids)
Biological process (GO): cell differentiation; regulation of transcription by RNA polymerase II
Cellular component (GO): nucleus
Molecular function (GO): RNA polymerase II cis-regulatory region sequence-specific DNA binding; DNA-binding transcription factor activity, RNA polymerase II-specific
Source: RefSeq, a predicted model, not a curated record